Molecule: messenger RNA, 3424 nt
Organism: Mercenaria mercenaria
Lineage: Eukaryota; Metazoa; Mollusca; Bivalvia; Venerida; Veneridae
Exons: 17
Coding region: 459-1889 (476 amino acids)
Cellular component (GO): nucleus
Molecular function (GO): protein binding
Source: RefSeq, a predicted model, not a curated record
CUUACGACACGGUUAGACGAUUUUAUUUAAUAGCAAAACCAAAUACAUUUAAAUAUUCAAGUUAUGAAUGUAGAAUAAAUCAAUCUCAUAUAGGAUAUUAGAAAGAGGAAGAAAUAUCAAGCUGCAGGCCAAGUAUCGAUGUGGUCCAUCGGAAUGACAUAUACUGGAUACGAGUUAGAAUGUCCUUGGAAAUAGCAACUUUGGUUCUUUGGAUUUGCAGUUUUUCGCUAAAGUAUACACCAUGUAACGGCGACUAUACAGGUCACCCAGUAAGAAACCUUUGUGGAAGAGAAUAUCGUAUUCUCAAUCUUCAAAUGCCAUGAACUGGUGUAGAUAUAGGUGACAGCUGCAAACAUGACACUGAAUGCAAGACUGGAAACGGUGGAGAAUACUCUAAAUGCAACCAAGACUUGAACAUAUGUAUUUGUACUAUCAACCACCUUGGUGAAGAUAAAUGUAUGUAUGACAGCUAUAUAUAUGACGGUGUUUGCAGAAAACGAAAGCUUUAUACUAAACCGGGAUAUUGCACAUUAGAAUGUUCACCUAAAGGGACAAUUAAAUGGCAAGAAAACCAAGAUUGGUAUGGAAAUAUUUUAGAGCCGUUUGCCUUAUUCAUCCAUGAUAAAAAGACUUCGGCUUGUUAUGACCCAUUAAGAGCAUUAAAUAGCCUUCCCCAUGAAUUUGAGAUCAAACAAUCAACCAUUCCAAAUGCUGGUUUAGGCGCUUUUGCUAAGAUGUAUAUCGAACAAGACACAAUUUUUGGUCCAUACAAAGGUAUCUUUGAGCCUGACACAGACGAAGCUGCGGUAUCCGGAUAUAGUUGGAAGAUAGAUAUUCGUGAAGGUGAGGACCGGGCAGACAUAGUAUGGGUAGAUGCUAAAGACGUUUCUCUGUCAAACUGGGUAAGGUAUGGCAACACACCAACCAAAGCAGAAAUGGAGAAUGUAGUAGCAUUUCAGUAUAAAGGAGAAAUGUUUUACCAGGCUUUCAAACCUAUACACCCAGGGACAGAAUUAUUUGUUUGGUAUGGCGACUCUUACGGCGAAUUUUUGGGAAUAGAACCAUUUGCUUCACCAAGCUAUUAUUAUGCAAAACCUGGAUAUGUCGGUGGUUCCUGCCAUGAAGAUGACGAGGGACAGCCUUGUCUACAUGAUGAGAAUACGUUAUGUGCAGACAAAACUUGCUUCUGUAUACCAGGAACUCACAUCAGAGCAGGAAUGUGUAUAUUUGAUGAAACUUUAAGCGGCAUAUGUGCGGGAUCAGACGAAGGUACAUGUAAGCAUGAUAUGAACGCCGAGUGCCAAAGAGGUGUUUGUGUCUGUAAGAACAAUUCUAGUCCGGCUGAUGGAGUGUGUGUAUCUGAUGAAUCAUUUGGUGGCCGGUGCAAUGGACGGAAUGGUCAGACUUGUUUACUAGAUGAAAACGCCGAGUGUGUGCGUGGUUUGUGUAGAUGUAAAUACGGCACUUCCGGUAUUGGAGGAAAAUGCAUAAAGGAUGAGACAUACCAAGGCAGAUGUGUCGCUGACGAUGGUGAGAUGUGUGAUGAAGACCAGAACGCAGAGUGUUGGGAUGGCAUCUGUGUAUGUAAACAAAAUGCGAGCGCAAUUGACGGAAAAUGUGAACUUCAUGAAAUGGUAGGAGGCAGAUGUAAGGUCGGCGAUGGCAAGCCAUGUAGACUGGACGAAAAUGCGAUGUGUAUAGACGGUUUAUGCAUUUGUAAAUCUGGGGCGAGUUUGAUAAAUGGAAAAUGUCGUAUUGAUGGCGCCCUCCAAGGAAUGUGUUUACAAGGGAAGUGUACUGGACGGAAUGCUGCGUGUGAUUUAACAUCGAACACAUGCAUGUGCAAAACAACUCAUUUUCCCUACGCAGGAAAAUGUGUGAAAAAAUGAAUGGUAACUUGUCCAUGCCACUGAGUGAUAUAUGAAACAAGAAGACGAUAUCUGCCAGUUUUCGUGUGCAAUAUCAUGUGUCAUUCAUUCAUCAAUUAAUAAUAUCCAUUAAUACCUAUUUUUCUUACACAAAAAUCUAAAUAAAUAUUGUCCAUUGCUCAGACCAUAGUGCCUCAUCUUUGAAGAGCUUCUUUUUUCAGCUAGUGAAUAAAAUUUGAUUGUGAUAUGACCUGAUUGGUCAUCUAACUAAGGCAAUAUUUAGAUUCCACUUUCCCAGCCGAAUCGUUUGGGUGGUCAAAAGUUAAUAAGGAAAACUUUAUGUUUCCCCAUAUGCUUUGGCCGUACUUUGAUUUUUAUUAUAUUACGUUUAAAUUUACAUCCCUUUGACAGAACUUGUAUAAUUUAAGUCAAUGUCAUUGUUUUUUUUUAUGUUAGCUCUAAAGGUAUAUCUGCACGUUUGAUAAACCGGAAAUGAUGGCAUAACAAUAUUUAUCCGAAUAACGUAGAAUAAAAAUUUGGCGUAUGGAAAUGAAAAUCAUUUUUAUGAAUUGAUGGCAUCCCAUGUGUACAUUUAUUACAAUGGUAACGUAACUAUCUUUCUUAUGUUAACAUAUUAUAUUAAAACAUCUGACACGUUGAAUAAAUCAAAAUGAUGGCUUAAAACCAGCUUGAAGUGCGCGGAUCACUUUAAUCAUAGACAAGUAUCUGAAAAACAAACACACGGACCUAUACAUUUUAUUUUACCAUGUUGUAGGCCUUUUGUUUAUUUAGUGAGAAAUUUCAUUAAAAUCCACAUUGUAGAUAAAAUUUUCUUAUCGAAAAUAUUAUAAAAAUUGUGAUUUUCCCUUAAACUCCCAUUAUGAAAACUUACGUGAUGUCCUAAUUUUUCAGAUCAGUCUAGCGUAAAAUCAAGCACACAAUCCUGUCAUUUAUUUGCUGAAUUUUCUAAAAAUAGUUUGAAGUUUUAAAAAAAAUCAGGGUUUAAUCAAAUUCUACAUUGUAGAAGAAAACUGGACCCGAACGUCUACCAAGAUUGUUCAAGUAAAAAUAUGACAGUCAAAUCACAUGUUGGAUUUUGAAAAAAAUUUAUAGAAUUUGGUCUUGGCUGACCCUCUUAUAAAAUUAUCAAAAGCUACCAUAAUUUGUAAAACAAAUGCCUGCCUCGGGUCCACCUUUCCCUAUAUGACUCUUUGGAAAAUAGCUAUAAUCAUAUCCUUUGAAUGUUUUUUCUAAAGUAUGUGCAAAUAUCGCAGUUAAUGUAUGUAUCAGGUUGUAUCAGGUUGUUGCCUGUUACUGUCUUUUAAACAUUAUCACUGUGCUAUUUAUAUCAUUUGUGUAUCUUAAAAUCCAGAGAAUAUAUUAUGUAUUUGUUCUUGAUUUCUAUAUAAUGCUAUUGUUUUAUCAAAGCACUUAUUGCGAAUUUACUUUUUAUUAUUGUUAUAUUUGAUUUUCACUCAUCUUACCUAUUAAUUUACUCCUUUGUUCAUAUGCAUCUUUUAAUGUUGUCAAAUAUUAUUAAAAAUCAGUUCACUAUG